GCUGUGUAGCGUACUUCAUUGUAGUGAAGCAUCGUGAAACGUGAUCAGCUGUCUGCUACAUUUGUUGAACUAUUGUACAUAAUCUUUGUUACUUAAAAGUAUUUGAUAAGUUAUUCAAUCGAGUGAAUUAAAGAUUCUUUGUGUUAGAAUCAUAUUUUUAUUAAAACUAUUACAAAAUGGUAAGUAAAGAAGACUUUGGUUUAUUGAGGUUAUAUUCAACGUCAGCGAUUCCAAAUAAGGAAUGCUAAGUUAUGCAAGAAAAUAGAUAUGAAACUAAUAAAAAUCAAGAUCCAAAUGAGGAUACACAGUGGAAUGACAUCCUUAGGAGCAAAGGAAUUAUACCGCCAAAAGAGAAGGAAGUUACGGAAGACCAGCUAGUGGAUAUCGUGGAAAAUACUAUAAACGAAAAGACUGGGCGUGUUGUUAACGACUUGGAAUCAAAGACAUUGGACGAACUGGAUGAGUUGGAAGAUGAAGAAGAUGAAAAGGUUUUGUUGGAAUAUCGACAGAAGAGGAUAGCAGAACUAAAGGAACUGGCUAACAAAGCUAAAUAUGGAGAAGUGAAGGAAAUUUCAGGAGAAGAUUAUGUUCAGGAAGUUAAUAAUGCUGGAGAAGAUAUUUGGGUCGUACUUCACUUAUAUAAAACUGGCAUCCCACUUUGCACAUUAAUUAAUCAGUAUUUGAGUAGCUUAGCAAGAAAGUUUCCUAUGACAAAAUUCUUGAAAAGCAUAUCUACUACAUGUAUUCCUAACUGGCCAGAUAGUAAUCUUCCUACAAUUUUCAUUUACCAUAGUGGAAACAUGGUAAAACAGUUUAUUGGGCCCAUAGAAUUAAGAGGCAUGAAGCUAACAGAAGCAGAAUUAGAGUGGAUGUUAGGUCAGGUGGAGGCUGUGCCAACAAAAAUUACUGAAGACCCAAAACCAAAAGUUAGAGACGUAUUGUUUUCUACGUUAAGGCCUCAAAAAGAUGACUUGGAAGACAGUAACGAUUGGUAAUUUCAUUUGUUAGGCACUUUGAGAAACCAAAUCAAUAUUUAAAUAUCACAAUGCACAGAGCAUUUUAUUUAUUUUAUCAUUAUUGUCACAUGUACACACAAAUGCACACAUGCAUACAAAUGAUUUUGUUAUUUUAAAAAUUUUAUUACUACCUCUGGUCACUUUAUUAUUACAAUAAAAUAUUUUAUUAUAUUA
Molecule: messenger RNA, 1190 nt
Organism: Megachile rotundata (alfalfa leafcutting bee)
Lineage: Eukaryota; Metazoa; Arthropoda; Insecta; Hymenoptera; Megachilidae
Gene: viaf
Product: viral IAP-associated factor
Biological process (GO): protein folding
Cellular component (GO): cytoplasm
Source: RefSeq, a predicted model, not a curated record